ACGAGCAUGAGGACCCGAGGGUUGCUCGCCGCGGCGCGAUCGCUGGCCACGGCGACGCGGAGACACGCCGUCGAGCGUGGGUCGAGGACCGAGUCUUGGCGUCCGUGGGUGACGGCGCCCCCGACCGACGUGCACCGCGUCGAUUCGUGGAACCGCGCGGGGAUCGCCACGAGCGCCGGCGCGCGCGAGGCGGCGGCGCGCGCGGCGGCCGAGGCUGGCGUCGAGGAUCCGGACGGGAAGAGCGACGGCAUCACCCUCACCGACGCGUGCGUGCGCAGGCUUCGCGAGCUCGCCGCCGAGGACCCCGCCGCGUCCAUCCUGCGCGUCGCCGUGGACGGCGGCGGGUGCAGCGGGUACCAGUACACCUUCUCGCUGGACACGACGCCGGCGCCGAGGGACAGGGUGUUCGACGUCGGCGGGGCGAGGGUGGUGGUGGACGAGAUCUCGUUCGAGUUUGUCAAGGGCUCCACGGUGGAUUACGUGGAGGAGAUGAUCCGGUCGUCGUUCGCCAUCGCGGACAACCCCAACGCGGAGGGCGGAUGCGGCUGCGGGUCAUCCUUCGUGGCCAAGUAACGUAGUUCUUUGUGGCCCGAGUGACUAACAUCUUAGUGCUUUGUGAUAGUCCUACUCCUCCUCCCUGUC
Messenger RNA from Micromonas commoda, 642 nucleotides. RefSeq names its product iron-sulfur cluster. Gene Ontology annotation, biological process: iron-sulfur cluster assembly. Lineage: Eukaryota; Viridiplantae; Chlorophyta; Mamiellophyceae; Mamiellales; Mamiellaceae. Gene Ontology annotation, molecular function: 4 iron, 4 sulfur cluster binding; iron ion binding; 2 iron, 2 sulfur cluster binding. The coding region runs from base 7 to 573 and encodes 188 amino acids. The record is from RefSeq and is a predicted model, not a curated record. The transcript is spliced from 2 exons. Gene Ontology annotation, cellular component: mitochondrion.